Rhodofomes roseus is the source of this 336-nucleotide messenger RNA. RefSeq lists its product as uncharacterized. The record is from RefSeq and is a predicted model, not a curated record. The transcript has 3 exons. Lineage: Eukaryota; Fungi; Basidiomycota; Agaricomycetes; Polyporales; Fomitopsidaceae. The coding region runs from base 1 to 336 and encodes 111 amino acids.
AUGUUUCAGAUUUUGAAGGCAGACACUUGGACAGGUAGUAUGGAUGGCACAGGGUACAAGCAUGCAAACACCUCUCACAUUUCAUCUGUGAUGGGAAAGACAAGUGGGGUUCAGCUUGAGGUUGUGAAGGAACUGCUGGUGGAGUACCUAGAGAUUUAUAAUGGGUCUCUGCUGGGCAAGGACCAUCCUCUUGCACUUGCAGAAGGCCUUUGCAAGCUUGUUGGGUGGGGCAGUGACCAUGCCAAGGAUCAGAAGAAGUGUUUUUGGCUUCUCUCAGACUGGAAGCAGCAAGGUAUGGGAACCUUGAAGACAUGGCAGGUGAUUAUCCUCAGCUGA